AUGCGCUGGUUGCCUGAUGCGUGUGGAUGGUCGCCGGCGGGAUGGGAUCGACCGCUGUCGUUUGUGGUGGCGCUAGUGCUGGGCCAGGCGCUGGCUCUGCUGGUGACGGCCACGGGCGCCACCUCGCAGUCGCUGACGACCUUCUACGGCGUGUCGGUGCCGACGACCCAGUCGCUGCUGGUGUAUUUGCUGCUCAUCAGCUACGCAAUCCCGCUGGCCCGCAGUGGCGGCCUCAUGCCGGUCCUGUCAUCGCCCAAGCGCCUUGGCGGCUAUCUGCUUGUCGCCAUCGCCGACGUUGAGGCCAACUUUCUGGUGGUCAAGGCGUACAACUACACCUCGCUGACCUCGGUCAUGCUCCUGGACUGCUUUACCAUUCCGGUGGUGAUGGCUCUGGCAGCCAUGUUUCUGGGCACCCGGUUUGGGCGGUUGCACGUGUCGGGCGUGGCGGCGUGCCUAGCAGGCAUCGUUGCCCUUGUCCUUGCCGACUACUCGUCCAAGUCUGCCCGCGAGGCUGACUCGGCAGCCGACAUGCUGUACGGCGAUCUGCUGGUGCUUGGCGGCGCAACGCUGUAUGCCGUCUCCAACGUGGCGCAGGAGUUUGUCGUCAAGUCGGGCGACGACGCGCGCAUCGAGUUUCUGGGCAUGCUUGGCCUGCUUGGCGCCCCUGUCUCGGGCCUGCAGGUUGCGCUCCUCGAGUCGAGCGAGCUAAUGCGGCUAGAGUGGCGGUACGAGGUUGUCCUGCUCAUUGGCGGCUUCUCGAUGGCGCUCUUCACCUUUUACUCGCUGGCACCGGUCCUCGUCCGGGCGACGUCGGCAACGUUCCUCAACCUCUCGCUCCUCACGGCUGACGUGUAUGGGCUCGUGGUCGCCAUCUUCCUCUUUGCCUUUUCGCCGUCGGUCAUGUUUGUGUUUUCGUUCUUUGCCAUCAUCUUUGGCAUCGUCGUCUACAACUAUCACCCGCCCAAGGACGCUUUGCAGCUUCCAAGCCCUGUGACACCGGCAGCCACUCCUGCUGCGAGUCCUGCGGCGUCGCCACGCGGUUCGGUUGUUCUUAGCGCGUCUCUACCAGUUUAGAAGUGCAAGUGGUGCGCGUCCGAACUCAAUGAUCGGUUGAGUACGAGCUCUCAAACUGGCUGUUGCCGCCAGAGCUGGUGUCGUCGGUGCCGCUGCUAUCAGGACCGGUGUCGCUCUCGUUGUCGGCCUGCCAGGCACACGGCGCGGGCGUUGGACUGGCCGGUACGUCUGCGAAGAGCCGGGCCG
Messenger RNA from Thecamonas trahens ATCC 50062, 1260 nucleotides. Its product is annotated as solute carrier family 35. The transcript has a single exon. Bases 1 to 1074 code for a protein of 357 amino acids. The record is from RefSeq and is a predicted model, not a curated record. Gene Ontology annotation, molecular function: transmembrane transporter activity. Gene Ontology annotation, biological process: transmembrane transport. Gene Ontology annotation, cellular component: membrane. Lineage: Eukaryota; Apusomonadida; Apusomonadidae.